This is a messenger RNA of Ipomoea triloba (trilobed morning glory), 1305 nucleotides long. Its product is annotated as pumilio homolog 11-like. The transcript has 6 exons. Bases 1 to 1305 code for a protein of 434 amino acids. Gene Ontology annotation, cellular component: cytoplasm. Gene Ontology annotation, biological process: post-transcriptional regulation of gene expression. NCBI's taxonomy places the organism in Eukaryota, Viridiplantae, Streptophyta, Magnoliopsida, Solanales, Convolvulaceae. The record is from RefSeq and is a predicted model, not a curated record. Gene Ontology annotation, molecular function: mRNA binding.
AUGGCCAUCCCGCAUCCAGCAGUUGCUCAUGGUUCUCAUCGAGUGAACAAUGGUCACCCCUCGAGUGAUCUUCGUGGGCAGCUUAAUGGUCACCCCUCGGGUUAUCUUCGUAAACAACUCAACAGUAACCGCGUGGGAGAUCGCCGCAAGGGUGAUCUCCGUAGCCAACUCAACAACAACCACGGGCGCUUCCUCCUCGAUCAAGAUAUUCUCAACAUCAUCAGGUUAUCGGCGAGAUCUUCUUUUGAAAAUAUGGGAGAAGAAAAGGAAAACGAAAAGGAAAAGGAAAAGGAAAAGUCGAAUGAGUUUGUGAAAAUGGCUAAAACGCAAAAAGGGUCGGUGGAAUUGUUGAAAAGGAUUGUGUACGAAGAUCCAAUGCAGUGGCAAGAGAUUCUUGAUGGGAUUCUUGAAUGCAUUCUAGAGGUGAUGACAGAUGAAUAUGGGCAUCAUCUCUUCCUAAUGGUUCUUGAGCGUUGCGAUUUAUGUCAGUUUCAAACAAUCAUUGACACCCUGGAAUUAGAUGAGGACUUGCUUAUCCAUGCAUCCUUUCCGAAACAUGGUUCAAUAGCAGUUCAAGGGUUCAUCAAGAAACUAAAACUAACAGGAUUAGCCCAUUCUAUCACCUCACUUCUAUCCAAAAGAUUUGUGGAGCUGAUGACCAGUGAACAUGGCAGAUAUGUAGUUCUGCAGUGCAUAUACACUUUCGGAGCUAAAGAAAAUGAGGUUUUAUUUUCUUGUGCCAUGCGUCACUUCAAAGAGCUGGCAACAACCAAAUAUGGAUGUUCAUCCUUGUUUGACUUCUUGAAACUCAUUUGUGGCUUUCAGAGAAAGCAACUGCUUCAAAAUAUCGCAGAUGAAUCCAAUUUCUUAUCUAAUGACGCAAGAUUUUCCACCAGGACCAUUGUUCUGAAGAAGGUUCUCACGCUUAAUGACAACGAAGCUAUACACAAAAUAUGUGAUCGCCUCAAGAUGGAGUUCAUAAACCUGUGUUCGAGAAAGGGCUGUAAUGGUUGUCAAGUUGUUCUGAAGUGCUUGGAAGCAUCAGAAUAUGGAACGAAAUCUGUUCUUGAGAACCUUCUGCAGGGCAGUGAAGAAGUACUUCUGAAACUUGCCAGUGAUAGAUUUGGAACCUUUGUAAUCCAAACAGCACUUUUUAAAGCAAGGACUUUUGACUUCAAGCUUUAUAAAUUGCUUGUUGCAAUCCUUAAGCCACAUUUCUUGGCUCUUUCUUCCAACGAAAAUGGCAGACUAGUAAAUCUUGUGAUCAAAUGUUGUGAAGCCGAAGCUAGGUCUCAGACAAUUUAA